GAUGCUGAUGAUGAUGACGAUGACGAUGAUGAUGAUGAUGAUGAUGAUGAUGAUGAUGAUGAUGAUGAUGUUGAGGAUGAUGAUGAUGAUGAUGAUGAUGAUGAUGAUGAUGAUGAUGAUGAUGAUGCUGAGGAUGAUGAUGGUGAGGAUGAUGAUGAUGAUGGUGGUGUUGAUUAUAUUUAUGAUGACGAUAAUGAUGAUGAUGAUGAUGAUGAUGAUGAUGAUGAUGAUGAUGAUGAUGGUUAAUGAUGAUGAUGAUGAUGAUGAUGAUGAUGAUGAUGAUGAUGAUGAUGAUCGAUGA
This is a messenger RNA of Dibothriocephalus latus, 301 nucleotides long. Lineage: Eukaryota; Metazoa; Platyhelminthes; Cestoda; Diphyllobothriidea; Diphyllobothriidae. The record is from the annotation of a GenBank genome assembly.